Molecule: messenger RNA, 405 nt
Organism: Caenorhabditis elegans
Lineage: Eukaryota; Metazoa; Nematoda; Chromadorea; Rhabditida; Rhabditidae
Gene: K08F11.1
Product: Lipoprotein
Exons: 2
Coding region: 1-405 (134 amino acids)
Source: RefSeq, marked reviewed
AUGCGCGGUGAUUCUUGCCUCCCAAAGAUCGAAAAGAGCAACUUCGCCAGCGGAGAGUCCAAUACGAUGUACUCUGAGAAAUUGUCAAUCAGAAAUUGUCUGAUAACAAUCAGAAAUUGUCUGAUUGUUUCACAGACUGGGCCAAAACGAUCUCUGCGACCCGGAUUCUCCAUUGCUGCUUGCCUUGAUUUGGUGCAAAACGUUUUCGGAAUCGUUCAAGCUUGGCCCAACGACUUGAUGGACCGUACCUCAAUGAUCCAAGUUACCACAGACUUCAAUGCUGGCUGGGUUGCUGCUCGAAACGAGGCAAACGUUGCUCAAUUGGAUGCUCUUCGUGGUCAGGCUGACAAUAUCGAUUCCAUGGCCAAGAAAUGCUUCGGCAGAUCUACCGCUCAAAACAAAUAG